AUGACCACUCAUCUCUGGUUCCAGCUUUCUAGUGAUGCUAUUUUGCCGUCGGCCCUGCCGGUGAUCGGUGCCUCCCUUCUAGAGCUGAAGGACCUGAACAGCUCCAUGACAACUCCUGAGAUGGCCAGAGAGAUGGAGGAGCUGAGGAAGGACUGUGCGAGUUACACGGAGAAGCUGGAGAGGAUUAAGUCUGCCACCAACCACGUGACGCCGGAAGAAAAAGAGAGGGUCUGUAGCCAGCAGAAGCUGUACUGCAAGGAGUGGCGGAGGAGGAAGCGAAUGGCGACCGAGCUGCUGGAGGCCAUCCUGGAGGGGUACCCCAAAAGCAAGAAGCAAUUCUUCGAGGAGGUUGGGAUAGAGACGGACGAGGACCAUAACGUCACGCUGCCAGCGGCUCUGUGAGGCGCUGAGGGAGUCUUUGCCCCAGGGAGGAGAAGGAGCUGAUGCUGAGACUCAGCUGUUGGGUUGUUUUGGGUUUUUUUUUUUUCCUCUUUUGCAGGGCUUGGGCUGGUCCUGCACAUUUAUAUGCGUUUGUUUUAAAAUGCUUUGCAGCUGGAGGGGUGCUUGGAGCCAGUGGCUCCAUUCCCUCUCAGUCUCACUCGCAGAGGGAAUGUUAUUUCUUCCUGCCCUUCAGUGCGGCGAGCUGUUGAGGUCAGGUGUCCUCAUGGGGCGGUGCAGGGGAAGGUGUCAGUACGGGUGUAUCAUCUCAGCUGCUUCCCACAGCAUGACUCAGUGGUACACAAGAAUAUGAUCCAUUAAACACCCGGCUUUUGGUUCAGCUGUGCUUUGCUGUGGCGUUUUUCUCUGUUCAAAGGGUGUCAGGGCAGGGUUUGGGCACUGGGUCGCAGCAGCCCUGAGGGGUGGGGAAGGCAAGAGCCAGGAGAGGGUAACCUGCGCCACAACAGCUGAGCGGGGCUGGGCUCCCAGAAACUCUCUCUCCGUCUCUGACCAGCUCUAGGGGAAGACUCCAGGAACUCAGCAACAGAAAUAAAAGCAGAAAAAACAUUAAAACAUUCAGCAAAAUUUAUUUAAUUACUUUUCACAAUAGAAAAAUACGUCGCUUUCACAUGUGAGGUCUGUAAAACUCCACGUCCUCCUAAGGCAGGAGGCAGCUUCUGGCAGAGCAUCUCCAGGGGUUCAGUCUGUGCCCCUUGUUCAGCCGCAGAGCCCUAACCCUAACCCGCUCACCCACGAGAGAGGAUUUUCUUCAUCCCGGAGCAAGAUUGUCCAGGAGAGGCACAGCUGACCCUGCGCGUGCUUGAUCAGUGACGUGCAUCACCGCGGGGUUUGACUCUGGGGCUUCCGUUGCAUUGGAAAGGGCACCCAAAGGCAGGGUUUGAAGAAUAAUUCUGUAUAAAAAUCUCACACACGCACCCCCCCCGACUGGGUUCUCCACUACUAAAUGGGGGUAGAACCAGUAGCUUAAACAUUCUCACGCUGCAGCGUUCAAACCAUGGAACCUGGAACUGAGUGUAAAAUAAAUAUCCGCUACCCCUGGAGCGGGAGCACGAAGGCGAUUACAGAGAACAAAUCCUGCUGCUGGCGUCGCCACGCUGGAGGAGCCCCAGUACAAUCGCUCUGUGUGGUGAACAACUGUCGCUUGGGCAGCGGCUGCACCACGCCACGAAGCGUUUGUGUUGGCCAGAGCCAUGACCCACACUGACAGCAGCAGCAGCAUGUGACAGGUUAAAGAAGUGUCCCAGAGAGCACCCGUCUGCAAAGCUGACACUGAUAAUACUUCAAGAUGAUUUCAGUGAUUUAUAAAAACAAAAAAAUAAAAUCAAAUCAGGGCUGGUUAUGUCUAUGUAUGGAUCUAUAUAAACAUUCUAAGGAGGAGCAGCGAGCGCCCGUGCAGCACUGUGCUACAGCUACUGAACUACUUCCCUGCUCAGUACAGCCACACCAAAACCCGAAGACAGAUGAAGCCAGACACGUUUCCGCACUCGCUCAGGAAAAGCCUGCACAGAAAGCCCACUCCCGUCUCCCUGUCGGGGAACUAUGGCUGCAGGGGA
Messenger RNA from Pygoscelis adeliae (Adelie penguin), 2012 nucleotides. It is a transcript of the gene PSMC3IP, whose product is annotated as PSMC3 interacting protein. Gene Ontology annotation, biological process: meiotic joint molecule formation; meiotic strand invasion involved in reciprocal meiotic recombination; homologous chromosome pairing at meiosis. The transcript has 5 exons. The coding region runs from base 1 to 402 and encodes 133 amino acids. The record is from RefSeq and is a predicted model, not a curated record. NCBI's taxonomy places the organism in Eukaryota, Metazoa, Chordata, Aves, Sphenisciformes, Spheniscidae. Gene Ontology annotation, molecular function: recombinase activator activity; double-stranded DNA binding. Gene Ontology annotation, cellular component: DNA recombinase auxiliary factor complex; condensed nuclear chromosome.